AUGCAGUCUGGGGCGACUCGUGCGCAGCAGCAUCAAAUUCAGCAUGAAUCUCCUGAAGGAGCUUUGUCGGGCGCACCACGUGGAAGGAUACUCCAGGAGGAAUCCGCUUGCGAAAGAGCUAUUCCUACAAGCGCUCCUUUGGUCGUGCGAUCCCAACUGUAA
This is a messenger RNA of Microbotryum saponariae, 162 nucleotides long. Lineage: Eukaryota; Fungi; Basidiomycota; Microbotryomycetes; Microbotryales; Microbotryaceae. The record is from the annotation of a GenBank genome assembly.